Messenger RNA from Caenorhabditis sp. 36 PRJEB53466, 2297 nucleotides. NCBI's taxonomy places the organism in Eukaryota, Metazoa, Nematoda, Chromadorea, Rhabditida, Rhabditidae. The record is from the annotation of a GenBank genome assembly.
AUGUACGGUCAGGUCCAAGAUCCAUUGGUUCACGCAGCCGCUGCCGCUCUUGCACAGUCAACAAACGCCGAUCCAGUCAUCGGUUCGUUUUUUUUUCAUCCAGCUCCUUGCCACCGCUCUUUGUCUUGGUCACAUGACGGCAGGAAACGAAGCGAAAAAAAAGAGGAAGCUGCCGUUAUGUGUAACCUCGGCAGACAUAUGGUUCCACUUAUGAAAACUGGAAUUAUUUCCAGGUUCGCGUGACACCAUGUUCACCAAAAUCUUCGUGGGUGGUCUGCCGUAUCACACCAGUGAUAAAACGCUGCACGAGUACUUUGAACAAUUCGGCGACAUUGAAGAGGCCGUCGUGAUCACUGACCGUAACACCCAAAAAAGUCGCGGAUACGGAUUUGUGAGUAGUUCUUAUUGGAAUUUGAACAAUUCGCAACAAGGUUGCUUGUCGGAGAUCGAUUGAAACGCUUUCUCGUCAUCAAUCACUGUCCUGAUACGAUGAACCGUUUUUUGCGCUCUUCCGACAAGAAAUCACAUUUGAUAGGAAAACACGAGUUUUGUUCUAAACGGAAUGAAAAUAGAAAUCUCGCGGUCCACUUUGCAUCUUUCUGUCUCUCAAAGACUCGCACGCGUAUCGUAUUAGCAAACAUUUGUAUAUCCUUAUAUCCAUCGAAUAAUUAUGUAACCGUAUGAAGCAAACGAAUUAGAAUAGGAUCAUGAUGAAACGGAUUAAUCACAGAAGAAUGCUUUCAGGUUACAAUGAAGGACCGUCCGUCGGCUGAAAGAGCAUGCAAGGAUCCGAACCCGAUAAUCGACGGUAGAAAAGCCAAUGUGAACCUGGCCUACCUCGGAGCCAAGCCACGGACAAAUGUUCAACUUGCCGGUACGUUUCUUUCAGAACAUUAUCUUGCUCUUCUCUUCCCCCAAGUGUGUUUUGGCUUCUGCUAAACAUUACCAUCCUCCACAACCUUCAUAACCAGGAAACUGUUUGUGUCGCGCAUCUAUUUCAGUUUUUGUCUGUGUUAACCAAAUCACCAAGUUGGUCUUUUUAGCGCUGGCCGCUGGACAAGUACAACUGCCACUCACCACCCAACUUCAAGCGUUGUUUCCACCAAGAAUCGGGUAAGUUUGGGUGAUGCCUGUGUGUGAUACCUACUUCCUAUCUCAUCCAAAAACUGCGUUGUGUUGAUCAGUCGGGAUUAAAAACUUGAAAAUCGUGUCCUAGCUCCGAGUCGUCAUCUAGGUUUCCCAAAUAAAAACACUCAUGUUUCUGUUCACACCUUUAAUGAAUGACAACAAUUUUAAGACAAGUGGCUGGUUGAAUCGAGUCCGCGGAUGCCUAAAACCAAAGGUUAGGCGUGCUUUGACGUGUGCCAAUCAUUACUCUCUCCAACCAAAAGCAGAAUACAAUAGUGCUGUGUUUUGAAGUGUCCAUACUCUCUUUCUCUUUAUUUCACCUAUUUCCCAACCUAUGAUUUCAAUAUUUCUCCUCCCCUUGGUGAGAUCUGCAUAGUCCUGAAUGAGCACCCCAGUUUUUUCAUUGGUGGGAUUUGAUUUCUUUCUAUUCUUAGGUCUAUGGUAUGGCUGCCUAACUAAAAGAUCACGCAUUCUAAAACUUCGCUAUAGUUUGGUUCUAUAUAAUGUGUCACAAAAUACCCAAAAAAAAAGCAAAACGCAAAACCAAAGCUGAUUUUUCUUUCCUUCUAUCCCCAUUUGUUAAAAGUCAUUUUUGCACUAACUCCGAGCAAAGCAACAGUACUCCCAGCUUUUUCAAAUGUCAAGUGGAAAGAAGCGAAGGAGCCAUUUUUAUUUGAUUAUUCAUCACGCAUGUGCGUGCUUUUGGGUGAUAUUGUGAUCAACACUGUUGCCUUAUUUCAAGCAUUUGGCAUCCUACCCAACUCUGGCAGAUGUGUGAACGCGUUCAUAAUCGUGCCAUUUUCAGACUACCUCAAAUGUACUACCCGGCCGUCACAGGUCUGGUUAAUCCGUUGAUGGCUGGACAUGGAGCCGCUGCACAGCAACAACUCAUUGAUUACCAGGCCCUCGCCGCCGUGAUGGGACAGAACCAGAAUGCUGCCGCUGCCUACGGUCUGGCACCACAAGGAAAAUGUACUCAGAUCCGAAUCCUGAAACAUUGGUUCUAAUUCUCUUUAUUUUUAGACGCAUCGGCUGGCCAACCCACAAUUGAACAAUAUGCAACCUACCCGGCCGGAUACGGACUCGUCCCUCAAACCGCUUACAACCUCGGAAGCUCGCAACUGCAGCUGGCUGCCGCACAACAACAACUCGAGCAUCAACGUGUUUAG